This is a messenger RNA of Gastrolobium bilobum, 1092 nucleotides long. RefSeq lists its product as uncharacterized. Bases 1 to 1092 code for a protein of 363 amino acids. NCBI's taxonomy places the organism in Eukaryota, Viridiplantae, Streptophyta, Magnoliopsida, Fabales, Fabaceae. The record is from RefSeq and is a predicted model, not a curated record. The transcript has 2 exons. Gene Ontology annotation, molecular function: nucleic acid binding.
AUGGAAGCUUUAAUAAUAUACCUUUCCGUGGGUGAUGUUGCUAUCAGUUCGGUUCUAGUGCAAGAAGAUGAAAAAGGACAGCAGCCGAUUUAUUUCACAAGUCGGCUCCUACAGGGAGCGGAGCUCAGAUACCAGAAAUUGGAAAAAGUGGCAUUUUCUUUACUAAUUUAUGCUGGAAGGCUUAGACCAUAUUUCCAAGGGCAUGAAAUUGUUGUCUGGUCAGAUUUGCCAAUUUCGAAGAUCCUUCACAAGCCUGAUUUGGCAGGGCGAAUGAUGAGCUGGGCUAUUGAAUUGUCAGAAUUCGACAUAACUUUUGAAAGUCGGAAAGCUAUCAAAUCUCAAGCACUAGCAGAUUUCGUCAAGGAGCUCACCUCAAUCCAAACCGAGAGUUCACACAGCCUCGAUUUUUGGAAAGUAUACGUGGAUGGCUCCUCCAACUCAAAAGGAAGUGGAGCCGAGAUUAUCAUUGAAAGUCCCGAAGGAGUAUCAGUGGAGUAUUCAAUACAAAUGAGUAGUUACCAGGCAAAGGGACCAUUAUUGAUCAAAUAUCUAGACCCAGCCAAGCAAUUAACUGCGGAAUUCGAAAAGGUGGAUAUAAGUCAUAUUCCUAGGAAUGAAAACGGCAGGGCCGACAUAUUAUCCAAGUUAGCAAGUACAAAAGGAAGAGGAAAUCACAGGACGGUGGUUGAGCAGAAUAUCCCAGAGCUCACUUGUGUAAUGCAAAUAGCAGAGAUAGAUGAUUGGCGUUGUAGCAUCAUAGAUUACCUGGAAAAUAGGGUAUUUCCUUCAAGAAAGGAGGAAGCCAGGAAGCUAAUUAGAGAUGCAGCUCUGUACACUAUGGUUGAAGGACAACUCUACGAAAAAGGAGUUUACUCACCUCUGUUGAAAUGUAUGAGCUCGGAUAGAGCGCACUAUGUCUUGUCUGAAAUCCAUGAGGGAAUAAAUGGUCAGCAUGUCGGAGAAAAGGCCUUAGCUCGAAAGGCGAUUAGAGCUGGCUAUUUCUGGCCGUCCAUAAGUAAUGAUGCCAAAGAACAUGUCCAAAGAUAUGAUCAAUGUCAAAGGCAUGGGAAGAACCUUCUGGCUCACCCAUAA